Molecule: messenger RNA, 1308 nt
Organism: Sphenostylis stenocarpa
Lineage: Eukaryota; Viridiplantae; Streptophyta; Magnoliopsida; Fabales; Fabaceae
Source: the annotation of a GenBank genome assembly
AUGUGCAACAACAUCCUUGGCCCAAUAAUGGACAGCUAUCAAGGUGAUUUAAGUGACAUAAUUCGUGCCAGUGGUGCAUCGUAUGGCAGAUGCAGCACGGGAACUUCAUCAUCUGAAGCUUGUGCUCCCUUCUCUCUUGAUCACUGCCUCUUCUCUUCUGUUUUGGAAGGGUUUAAUAGCAACUUUGGUGAUCCAUUCUCGAACAUGAGAGAUCCAUUUCUACAUGAGCUUGAAUUGCCUUCAUGCUCUGCCUACUUUAACAGCACAACAAGUUCUGCGGAAAUUGGCAGUUCUGGGGCAUUGGAAGAAGCAACUUGUUUUGGUGGUGGGGUUGCUGGUAACAGUAAUAGUUGUGGUUUGAAACCAAAGAUUCUUGAGGAUGAUGACAUGAGAAGGCCUUGUAACAGCAUAUUGUCAAACAUGAUUCAGAUCUCUCCCAAUGAUAAGUUACCCAUCUCUCCAGUGGUGGAUGCUUUGUCAAGGGCACUCAAGCCUUCUGGUGUGGUUUUAGGUAAAAACAUGAUUAAUUUGAAGACCUCUGAGGAUGAUUGCUUGGUGGGAAACCGCAACACUGAAGAAGUGCAGAUCUCAUCUCCACGGAAUCCAGGUCUUAAGAGAAGGAAGAGCCAGGCAAAGAAAUCCAUUUGUGUUCCUGCACCAGCUGCGCCAAACAGCAGACAAAGUGGCGAGGUAGUUCCUUCUGAUCUGUGGGCUUGGAGAAAAUAUGGUCAGAAACCCAUUAAAGGUUCUCCAUAUCCAAGGGGUUACUAUAGAUGCAGCAGCUCAAAGGGUUGCCCUGCAAGAAAACAAGUUGAGAGGAGCAGAACUGACCCAAACCUCUUGGUCAUUACUUACACGUCAGAGCACAACCAUCCAUGGCCAACUCACAGAAAUUCUCUCGCUGGUUCUUCUAGAUCCCAACCUUCAUCCAAGAGCAACAACAUUGCUGCUUCAAAGAUUUCAGAAACAAGUCCCCAAAACGAGGAAGAGCAGCAUGAGGAGAGCAACAGUGACAGCAAUAAUGUAAAUAACAGUGCAUGUGUGCAUGAAGAAAAGCAGCUUGAGAUGGAUGAUGGAGAAUUCAGUGAUAUUGGUCUCCCUUACAAGUCAAUAUCUAAGAUGAAGAGCUACCAACAACUUGAUCAGGGUUUGUUUGCAGAAUUGGGAGAAAUAGAAAAAGCUCACUCAUUAAACCUAUUGUCUCCACCGCAUGGUUUUGAUGAUCAACAAAGGGAAUCCAACGCUUUAGAUUCAUUCCAUAUCUUUGACUGGAGCGGUGAUAACAGCGCCAAGUACCACCUCAUUUGA